CACAGGUUAUACGGUCAUUUUAACAGCUGUCAUUGUGUAUAAUUUUUGUAAAGGAAGCCUUCGGCGCCCUCUUUAAACUUUUUGAUAAACGUUUUAGCAUUACCACAAAAAUGAACGUCUACACUUACCAAAACUUGGACGAAUUACAAGGUUUCAUAUCUUUGGAAAAUCCUUCAGAAACUUCAGUAAUAGAUCCGUAUAGUUUGCCGUACUUCCAGACGUUCAUGUUUGCAUCAGUAUUGGAAGACACCAUCACCAAACUUCGUAUACUGAAUGAAUGCAACAACGAGAUGCGUAUAAGCAAAACAAUGGUAGACCUGAAUCGUCUUCUCGCCCUCAAGUACAACGUGGAGCAGCCUGCCACCAUGGACGAACUUAAAAAUGUAAACCCUAAGAAACUGAAUUGUAUUGAAUACAAACUAAAUAAAUUGGAUGCUGACAGAAAAUACUUCGGUGACGUGCUGAUAGACACAUACUUGGACUUGUCUCUGAAUAAGAAAUAUUCGGCGUUAGCGGAUCACGUACGACGAAUUGUGGAUCGCAAUGAACACGCAGCGUUCUUGAUUCAAGACGAAGCUAAGAACAGACUUGUACGACGCGAGUUGAACAAACAGUACCGACAGCAGCGCAAUCACAACAAGUCAGUAAUGUACGACACCGACGUAGCCAUUGAACGGCUCAAGAGUCUGGUCGAAGAUGCAGCCCUGAACGCUGAGGUCCGCAAACGGUAUGUAGAAAACUGGCAGAACGCGCGGACAGAGCAGCACCACCAGACCAUCAGAGACAAGGAGUUUGGAUCCUCAGAAACCAUAGAGUACUAUAAACAGAAGACAGACCACGAACAAAGAGUCCACACAGAAGUGGAACUACUCAUGAAUAUUACUGUAAAUGAAACAUUGCAAAAAGUCGAAAGCUGGAUGAAUAAAUACGACAAGGAUAUGGAAGCGAUAGACCUCAGAAUUCAAAUAAUGAAAAACAAUCAUAAGAACGCCUACGAGAAACGAAUUCAACUUGAAGAAACGUUAGAGGAACAUGUAAAAUUAAUGAAGAACUGGAUACAUUUCAAAGAAGACCGCGAAAAGGCUCGUCUUUAUCGUGAGAAGAUGGACAAUGCUGCUGUAACUGUGCAAGCAUGGUGGCGCGGCCUUCUUGUACGCAAUCAACUGGGACCUUACAAGCCUUUACCUAAGAAAAAGGGUGCAUCCGUUCCCAGUGGAAAAAAGAAAAAAUAAUUUAUUUAUUUACUUAUUAAUUAUUAUUAAUUUAUAAAUU
Messenger RNA from Galleria mellonella (greater wax moth), 1272 nucleotides. RefSeq names its product dynein regulatory complex protein 9-like. The transcript is spliced from 8 exons. Gene Ontology annotation, cellular component: motile cilium; cytoplasm. The record is from RefSeq and is a predicted model, not a curated record. Lineage: Eukaryota; Metazoa; Arthropoda; Insecta; Lepidoptera; Pyralidae. Gene Ontology annotation, molecular function: protein binding. Bases 111 to 1232 code for a protein of 373 amino acids. Gene Ontology annotation, biological process: cilium organization.